CAAUAAUUCAUAUUGAUAUUAAAAUAAAAGUUCAUAAUUUUUGGAUAAUUUUACAAGGCGGAGCGAUACAAUUAUUCACUACUUACAAUCACUUGGCGUAUGAACAUUUUGGAUGAAGUGACUCAGAUGUUCCUUUCCGUCGCGUUAUCCAGCAGUGAAACAUGUCGUAUACACCUGAAAGAAGUGAUGAGUGGUCAGGAGGAGAUUCAAAAAAUGGGCCGAGUGAAAAAGAAGAGCAUCGGUCCGAGGGCCCUCCAGGAAUGGAUGUCGAUGGAAUCAUCGAGUCCACUUGGGAGGAGGUUGUAGACAAUUUUGAUGAUAUGAAUUUGAAGGAAGAACUCCUUAGAGGCAUCUAUGCAUAUGGUUUUGAAAAGCCGUCUGCAAUCCAGCAACGUGCGAUUGUGCCUUGUGUCAAGGGGUAUGAUGUAAUAGCCCAAGCUCAGUCUGGAACUGGGAAGACUGCGACUUUUUCUAUAUCUAUUCUGCAAAAGAUUGAUAUGAGUGUACGUGAAUGUCAAGCUCUAAUUCUUGCUCCAACAAGAGAAUUAGCUCAGCAGAUUCAGAAGGUUGUUAUAGCUCUUGGUGAUUUUAUGAGUGCCCAGUGCCAUGCCUGCAUUGGUGGCACGAAUGUUAGGGAAGAUAUGAGGAAGUUAGAACAGGGUGUACAUGUUGUAGUAGGGACUCCAGGACGUGUGUAUGAUAUGAUUGUUCGGAGGUCACUGCGUACUAGCCAUAUAAAGCUGUUCGUUUUGGAUGAAGCUGAUGAAAUGUUAUCAAGAGGUUUCAAAGAUCAGAUCAGAGAUGUGUUCCAAACUGUGCCAGCAGACAUUCAGGUUAUUCUGCUUUCUGCUACCAUGCCUCAGGAUGUUUUAGAAGUGACUUCCCAUUUUAUGAGAGAUCCCGUAAAAAUUCUUGUAAAGAGAGAAGAGUUGACUUUGGAAGGUAUUAAACAGUUCUUCGUUUUCGUUGAACGAGAAGAUUGGAAAUUUGACACCCUAUGCGAUCUCUAUGACACCUUGAGUAUUACUCAAGCUGUAAUCUUUUGUAAUACCCGUCGCAAAGUCGACUGGCUUACCGAGAGUAUGCAUCGUAAGGACUUCACAGUAUCAGCUAUGCAUGGAGACAUGGAACAACGUGAACGUGAUGUAAUUAUGCGGCAGUUCCGCACAGGAUCAAGUCGUGUACUGAUUACCACUGACCUUCUAGCUCGUGGAAUUGAUGUACAGCAAGUUUCAUUAGUUAUCAACUAUGACUUGCCGUCUAAUCGAGAAAACUAUAUCCAUAGAAUUGGCCGUGGUGGUCGUUUCGGCCGAAAAGGAGUUGCUAUUAAUUUUGUCACCGAAGAUGACAAGCGUACAUUGAAAGACAUUGAACAAUUCUACAAUACCCGCAUUGAAGAGAUGCCAAUGAAUGUAGCAGACUUAAUCUAAGUCUAGUGCUGUUCUCUAUUGCGAGUUCUAAAUGGCGAUGUUUGGCCAGUCCAUCGGUUGGAAGAAUUUUUGGAAAUAAAGAUCAAAAUUUCCUAAAUGAAGUGCAGCAAACAGUGGUUUUCUUGUCGUGUACCCAGCUCCUUUUCCUUAGUCAUUGGAGAUUGUAUUCAUUUAUAUUGUUUUUAUAAAUUUAAUUGCAUGAUUUUGACAGAUUUUACGAUGUUCUCUUUUAUUUAUUUUUUAAAAACUUUAUAAUUUUGUAAUAUCAGGUUUUCUUUAAUGAAAUUGUGAAUAAAAGUUUGAAAACAAGUAUACAGA
Molecule: messenger RNA, 1748 nt
Organism: Gryllus bimaculatus (two-spotted cricket)
Lineage: Eukaryota; Metazoa; Arthropoda; Insecta; Orthoptera; Gryllidae
Source: the annotation of a GenBank genome assembly